AUGGUAGUAGCCUGGGAAUCUAAUGCGAUCAUACAGAUACCAGCGCUACCUAGAACAGAAUCAAAUGCAAGAAUUGAAGACGUUAGCUCUCUUCCACCGGUAUGCCGACCUUCCAGCUUCAAGAAUUACCGGAGCUUCGUCGACAAACGGCGAUUCGAAAAGCGAUCUUUGAGAUCAGACUCGAAAACUGAAUGUUGUAUGACCUGCCAAGAAAUCGGUGACUGCUUUUCAUUCGAGUACAAUAUGGCGAAGUCAUUGUGCAAUUACUAUGUGAGCAUGGGAAAGGUAGCCAAGAAAGCUAGCAAAAGCGAGAGCAAGGUCUGCCCUUCCGGGCUGGGUGCAGGCUAUAUGGAGCUGCCUAAUUAUCCACUCUGGCCGAGCCACUUUGGUCAUGAACACGGACCUUGUCUGAGCAGUGCUGCUGCAUCUGGGAGAGGCCCAGAUCUGGGCCUAGACUUGCAGGCAGUCAGUGAUCAGCUAAAUCAGCAGAUUCUUGACCUGCCCAAAGAAGAUCUUGGUCUAGAGGAUGAUGAAGACGAAGAUGAGAUUUAUGAAUUACGAUAA
Molecule: messenger RNA, 564 nt
Organism: Bacidia gigantensis
Lineage: Eukaryota; Fungi; Ascomycota; Lecanoromycetes; Lecanorales; Ramalinaceae
Exons: 1
Coding region: 1-564 (187 amino acids)
Source: RefSeq, a predicted model, not a curated record